AUGGGCGGGGAUGUCCCCCUGUGUGCCCGCCGCCGUGGUGACACCCCCGAGGUGACACCCCCGAGGCACCCCGAGCGCCCCCGGGGGUCCCCACCCACCCCCGGCCCCAUCACCAGCAGCUCCGUCCCCUGGAGGGUCUUGAAAGCACCUGGGAGGUGGGACUGGCGGGAGGCCGGGCAGGGUCAGGACAAGCGACACGGGACGCGCCAGCCCUGCGGGGUCGGUGCCACCACGCGCGGUGUCCCCUCGCAAGGUCCCCACAGCCGGGCAGCGUCCCCGGGACCGAAUUGUUCCCUUCUCGUCGCCAUCCGUGAAUCCACGGGGUGGCACCGCCACAUCCCGACCCUGCGGUGGCACCGCCACGUCCCGACCCUGCGGUGGCACCGCCACGUCCCGACCCUGCGGUGGCCCCGGGAUCGUGUCCCCAGCAUCCCCCCACGCCAGAGCCACCAUCCCUCACCCCGUCCCCACAGUGUCACCCCACACCGCGUGUCCCCCAUCCCCGCUGCGUCCCCAGCCCGGAUCCGUCCCUCUCCUGCCACAGCCCCGCCGGUGUCACCGUCCCCAUCCCCGCCACCGCCACCGGGACCCGCGGGCCCCCCCACCCCCGCAUUCCCCAGCCCGGAUCCAUCCCGCUCCUGCCGUGGUGGCGCCGGUGUCGCUGCCGGUGUCACCGCCCCCAUCCCCGUCCCCGCAGCAGUGCCGGUGUCACCGUCCCCACCGCCGCCACCGGGCCCCGCAUUCCUGCAGCCCCCGCAGCCCCGCCGCGUCCCCAGCCCGGAUCCGGCUCGGAUCCAGCCCUCUCCCUCCGUGGCGCUGCCAGUACCGGUGUCAGUGUCGCUGUCACCGUCCCCAUCGCCGCCACCGGGCCCCGCACCCACGGCGCCACCAGCGCGGAUCCGUCCCGCUCCUGCCACAGCCCUGCCGGUGUCACCGUCCCCACGGCCGGCCCCGCAGCGGGGGCGGUGCCGGUGCCGGUGCCGGUGCCACACGUACCUGGUCCGUGCUCAGGGCGCGCCGGGACUCAUCGCCGCCGGUAGAGCCGAGCACCCCCGCCGGCACCGGGGGCUUAAAAGCGGGACUCGGAGAGGGGGGCAGCGGGCCGGGCCCCCCCCGGAGGGGGCCGAGCCGGGCCGGGCCGGGCCAAUCGCGGCUGGCGGCGGGCGCGGGCCCCCCCCCGCCGGUGCCGCCGGUGCCGCCCGCCCGCACCUGCCCGCAGCGGCGGAGAACCCGCGCCCGCUCCGCGCUGCCCGGCGCAGGGAUCGGCGGCGGCGGCUGCGCGGGGGAGCGCGGGCACUGCGCGUCUUUUUGAGCCCGAACGCCGGGAUUCUGGUGAAAUCCUGCAGCAGUGUUGCCGUGACGACCCUCCCGCAGUUUCCAUCCAGAGAUGUUUUCCUUUGUUGUGACAGGGACGCGGGGAGCGGCCGCGGGCGGUUGGGGUGCGGUGACAACGCCGAGGGGCUCCCGCUGCGAGGGGCAGGGACCCGCCACCGCCCGCGGGGACACCACUGCGGCUCCAGUGUCCCCAACCCCCCAGGGGACAGCAGAGGGGGCGAGUUUGGUGACAUGAGUGACAUGAGUUUGGUCCGCCGGCGGCUAAUGAAGGCCGUUCCAGGAGAGCUGCCACAUUCAUCAGGACUGCAGCUCAUUAACGAGGCCGCUGCCACCGCAGCUGGGGCCAGCGCUCGGGGCACUGGCACGGGGACAGGAGGGAGGACGGACGGACGGACGGACAGGAGGAUCCGUGGCUGGGGAGAAGCGGAGGCUGUGCCCGUCCUGGCGGAGUUGCCGGGCCUCCCCGGGGCGCGGCGGAGCGCCGGGCUGGACGGCAGCCGGGAGCCGCCGCCGGAGCCGCUCCCGGCACAGCCCGGGCCCGGCGGCGGCAGCGCCGCGUUCCUCGACAGCGAGGAAGGUGAUGAGGCCGAAGAUCCCGGGGCUGGGGCGCUGCUUCCUGGUUCCACAGAGCUGGAGGCACUGGAGGGUUCGGGGUCACCGGGAUUCUCCCGGUUCCGCAGCACUGGAGGGUUCGGGGUCACCGGGAUCCUCCCGGCGAAACUCGACGGGGGAAGGAGGGGAGGGAGGAGGAAGAAGAGGAAGGCAGAGCCGGUCACGCGUGUGCUGCUGCGCCGCGUGUCCCCUCGGGUGUGCGUACAGGCGUGUGACAUGAGUGUGACAUGUGUGUGCGGGCGGCAGCGUGUCCCCAGCCGGGGCCGAGCCCUGGGGCGGCGCGGGGACGGGGACGGGAACGGGAACAGGGACGGGGAUAGGGAUGGGGACGAGGACGAGGAGGGGGCGGUGGUUUCGCAGCUCUCGCCGGGUUUAUUUUUGCCGGUGACUGAGCUGAGGCGGCCUCGGUGCGGCCUCCGUGACUCACCCGGCACCGGGAGCUCUGCGGGGCUGCGGAGCCGGGGGCUGCGCCGCUCUCCGCCGGUGCCACCAGCAGAGCUGCCCCGGGGAGGUCCCCGCGUCCCCCGCGCCCCCCCCAGCCCCGGGAAGGGAGCGGGCAUCCCCCCGCUGCCAAGGACACGCGGGGAGCGGUACCGGGGACCGGAACCGGGGGCGAGGCGUUUGCAGGGGGGCGAGCACGGCGGGAGGUGGGCGGCGGGGCUGGGGGACACGGAGGGGUGGCGGGGGGGACACGGAGCUGCCCUCCCGGAGUCUCCGCGGUGCCGGGGGCGGUACCGGACACCGGGAGCGGAGCGGCGGCUCCGCCUCUUCCUGCGGCGGGCGGUGAGUGCGGGGCGGCCCCGAUGUCCCUAG
Molecule: messenger RNA, 2760 nt
Organism: Haemorhous mexicanus (house finch)
Lineage: Eukaryota; Metazoa; Chordata; Aves; Passeriformes; Fringillidae
Product: collagen alpha-1(VII) chain-like
Exons: 10
Coding region: 1-2760 (919 amino acids)
Source: RefSeq, a predicted model, not a curated record